AUGGACGUGACUAGGAGCAGUAGUCAGGGCCAGCCAGAGAGCCCCCGGUGUAGAACCAGGGUCCAGCCAGAGAGCCCCCGGUGUAGGAGCAGGGGCCAGCCAGAGAGUCCCCGGUGUAGGAGCAGGGGCCAGCCAGAGAGUCCCCGGUGUAGGAGCAGGGACCAGCCAGAGAGCCCCCGGUGUAGGAGCAGGGACCAUGGCAACACCCCCAAGAAGAGACGUCACCUCACCAGACAGGGCAGCUCCUCCUCUUCCUCCUCAUCUUCGCUGUGCUCCCCCCAGGGGUCGUCCCGCCUCACUCCGCGCCGCUGCCUUUCUCCCAGCAUGCUGAGCCCCACCAACAACCUCCAGGUGCCCUUCCUGGACUCCUUCACCGCCCUCCCCGUCCGUCAGCCGCCCAGGGAGGAGUUGGAGUGGAAACAGGUAGUAGAUUUGCUGUGGAGCGACCCGAAGAGCCAGCUAGGCUGCAGUCCCAACACCUUCAGGGGAGGAGGCAGUUACUUCGGGCCAGACGUGACCAGACGCCUGCUGGAGAGACACGGCAUGACUCUGCUGAUCAGAUCACAUGAGUGUAAACAGGAGGGCUACGAACUCUGCCACGACGGACAGGUGAUCUGUUAGGCCU
Messenger RNA from Salvelinus sp. IW2-2015, 625 nucleotides. NCBI's taxonomy places the organism in Eukaryota, Metazoa, Chordata, Actinopteri, Salmoniformes, Salmonidae. The record is from RefSeq and is a predicted model, not a curated record.